ANAUGGUCACGUGAAUCGAGAGCCUUCCUCUAUCUUUCGGGACUCAUAUAUUGUUUUUUGGGUGUUGCUAUUAUUGCUGAUAUUUUUAUGUGUUCGAUCGAGAAAAUUACGAGCAAAACUAGAAAAAUUGUAUUGUCUACCGUUAACGAUACAGAACCAGAAGUCUUAGAAGUAAAAAUAUGGAAUGACACUGUAGCCAAUUUAACGUUAAUGGCAUUAGGAUCCAGUGCACCCGAAAUCUUACUAUCUAUUAUAGAAAUUAUAGGGAAUAGAUUCGAAGCUGGAGAGUUGGGACCCGGUACAAUAGUCGGUUCCGCAGCUUUUAAUUUAUUUGUCAUCUGCGCUGUUUGUAUCACAGCAAUACCACCGGGAGAAUUCCGUCGGAUACGUAUGAUUAGCGUGUUUAUGAUCACCGCUUUCUUCAGUAUAUUUGCAUAUCUCUGGUUAUUGGUAGUACUCGUGGCCAUUACACCCGAAAGAGUAGAAGUAUGGGAAGCUUUGAUUACUCUGUUGUUUUUCCCCAUUUUGGUUAUUUUAUCUUAUUGUGCGGACAGAAAUUUCUGCAUGGGAAAGAAAGUUUUACAAGAAAAGCAACUAGAAUUGGAAUCUUCUAAAGACAUGGCCAAUCGUGGCUAUUUUCCUCGCGGCCGUUUAGAUAGAGACAAUCUCAUUAGCUUUAUCAAGGAAAUUAGGAAACAUCCCGGUUUAUCAGAAGAGGAUGCAGCUUGUUUAGCAGCCUCACGAUUGGUAGAAGAAAAGGAUCAUUCACGAAUGUGGUAUAGAGUUGGAGCUAUUAGAAAUAUAACCGGAGGCAGAAAACCAAAACCAAAACUCAGCGAAAAGUUAAGAGAGCAAUGCGAAGAACAAGUCAGAGCGCUGAUGGCAAUUGUGGAAGGGACGUCAACAAAGCCAAAGGUAUACGAUGCCAUGCUAACUGAUGAAGAAGGGAAACAACUUCGAACUGUAGCAAAAGGAGAAAGACAAGAUAUUUCUAUCAUCGAAUUUACAGCAGCUUCGUGCGCUAUUAUGGAAAAUGCCGGACGUGUUAAUGUUUCUGUUCGUCGUCACGGAAAAACUAAUAAUAAAGUUUCCUGCAAAUUCGAAACAAUCGAUGGAACCGCCGUCUCUGGAGAAGAUUAUAUCGAAAAAAAGGAGGUGAUAGUUUUUCAACCAAAUGAAACGGAAAAGAAAAUAUUUGUUGAAAUAGUGAAUGAUAAUCAAUGGGAACCAGACGAAACUUUCUUUUUAAAAUUAAGUCUGUGCGAAGAUGAAACAGAAGAAAUUGCUCUAGGCAGAACUUGUAUUAUGGAAAUUACUAUCUUAAAUGAUGAUGAACCGGGUAUUCUUCAGUUUAAGCGAAGAGGUAUACUUGUUAAAGAAAGUGUUGGUGUUGCGUAUAUACCUGUGAUAAGAAAACAAGGUGCAGAUGGCAUAGUCUCCUGUAAAUGGAGAACAAUCGAUAAAUCAGCAAUGAAUGGAAGAGAUUUUAAAGGAGGAGAAGGAGAACUCGUCUUUCAACAUGCGGAAAUAGAAAAAAAUAUAGAAAUUCCAAUUAUCGACGAUUUCGAUGCUGAAAAAGAUGAGCACUUUGAAAUUGAAAUUUUAGAACCAAAAGGAGGAGCUAAACUAGGCCAAAUUAAUAGGACUACAGUUACUAUUACUAAUGAUGAUGAUUUUAACUCUAUUAUGGGAAGACUUAUGGUAAUGACCAACGUGAAUAUAGAUUCUCUUCGAUUACAGUCAGAAACUUGGGUUGAACAACUGAAAGAUGCAAUGAAUGUUAAUGGUGGUGAUUUAGAGAAUGCUACUCGCAUUGAUUAUAUACUACAUUUUAUUACCUUUGGUUGGAAAAUUAUCUUUGCACUUGUUCCUCCUACAGCUAUGCUUGGAGGAUGGUUAACUUUUGUUGUAUCUUUGGUUGCUAUUGGAAUAUUAACAGCAAUCAUUGGUGACAUGGCAUCUAUUUUUGGCUGUUUAGUUGGUUUGGAAGAUACUGUAACAGCCAUUACAUUUGUAGCACUGGGAACAUCACUUCCAGAUUUGUUUGCUUCAAAAGCAGCUGCUACGCAAGAGAAAUAUGCUGACAAUGCCAUUGGUAAUGUUACAGGAAGUAAUUCUGUCAAUGUCUUCCUGGGAGUUGGUCUACCUUGGGUGAUUGCAUCAAUUUAUUGGGAAUCACGGGGAGAAAUAUUUAAAGUAAAAGCAGGCACUUUAGGAUUUAGUGUUGGUAUCUAUUCAGCAGCUGCUUUCAUCUGCAUAGCUUUAUUAAUGAUGAGAAGAUAUCUGAGAAGAUGUGGAGGUGGAGAAUUAGGAGGAUCAAAAGUACUGGCUUACAUCUCUGCAGGUUUUAUGAUUUUUCUUUGGAUUUUGUAUAUAGUGCUAUCUUCACUCAAAGCUUAUAAUCAUUUGUAAAAGAAUUUCAAGAACAUUUCUCAAAUUUGUUGCUCUAUAAUGUUAAUCAAAUUUUGGGCAUUGUACUUGAUUUCCUUUUUUUCUCAGGAAAUGAUAUGCAAUCUCAAAACAAGAAAAAAACAAACUACUAUGUAAAUGCUCAUGCUGAAAGGUUUAAGCUAUUCAUAUUUUGUAAGAAUAGUUUAAAAUCAAAAUGUUGUUUUAAAAUUUUAUUAAUUUAUUCUAAAAAUGCUAGAAAAA
Messenger RNA from Centruroides sculpturatus (bark scorpion), 2652 nucleotides. Its product is annotated as sodium/calcium exchanger 3-like. The record is from RefSeq and is a predicted model, not a curated record. Gene Ontology annotation, cellular component: membrane. The coding region runs from base 88 to 2412 and encodes 774 amino acids. The transcript is spliced from 12 exons. NCBI's taxonomy places the organism in Eukaryota, Metazoa, Arthropoda, Arachnida, Scorpiones, Buthidae. Gene Ontology annotation, molecular function: calcium:sodium antiporter activity. Gene Ontology annotation, biological process: transmembrane transport; calcium ion transport; cell communication.